AUGGCAGUGCAAGAAGAGCUGAAACUUGGACGAGUGGACAACGUGAACCCCGGAGGCCGAAAAGGUGAACAGAAGCCUGCAGAACUCCUGCCGUCUUCAGUAUUGCAUGCGCUCAUUUGCGCUCAUGCUCGCGGGGGCGAUGCAGACGCAGCCUUCUCGCUUUUGGGCUCAUUGGAGGCAUCUCAGGCAGAGAGCAGUGCUGGUGCAACCGAGAAGAUUCCGGUGGAGAUCUUUGAAGCCCUCGUCGAAGGCUUGGUGAGUGGGGGGCGCGUGGAAGCUGCCUUCGCUGCUUUUGAUCGAAUGCGGACGUGGGCGCUACUGGUUCCGUCGCCGCAGCUGUACACACAGAUGAUCAAAGCUUGUGGGAUUGUCCGGGUCGCUCGCCUGGCCUGUCGUCCAGCCAAGUUGCUCGGGAUGUUUUGUAGUGCGUCCUGUGACGUGCAAGUUUGCGCGGGAGCUUGCAUAUGA
Messenger RNA from Symbiodinium necroappetens, 468 nucleotides. Lineage: Eukaryota; Dinophyceae; Suessiales; Symbiodiniaceae. The record is from the annotation of a GenBank genome assembly.